This is a messenger RNA of Camelina sativa (false flax), 673 nucleotides long. Its product is annotated as protein GOLVEN 7. Lineage: Eukaryota; Viridiplantae; Streptophyta; Magnoliopsida; Brassicales; Brassicaceae. Gene Ontology annotation, molecular function: growth factor activity. Gene Ontology annotation, biological process: positive regulation of cell population proliferation; regulation of root meristem growth; cell differentiation. The record is from RefSeq and is a predicted model, not a curated record.
CAUCUCUUUCUGUUUAUAAUUCGACCUCCUGCUUAAAUUAAAUUGUAAGGAUAUAUUAUCAGAAAACUAAAGGAAGAUACCUAUUGAAGGGAGGUGAAGGAGCGAAUAGAAAAGACUCAUGACUACUUUGUCAAAGAUUCUAUGUGUGUUGAUCAUUCUUCUUUUAUGUUUCUCCUUUCGAUAUUCACUUCAUGAUGGGAAUCAACAAUCAAGCGGUGACUUCGUUUCAACUGCUAAGGCGACUGAAUAUGGUGAUGUAAUGAAGAAGAUCAUAGGAGGAAGAAAACUGAUGAUGAUGACAAAUGGAGAAGAAGAAGAAGAAGAAACAACACUGAAGAGAGGAGCUGGAGAGACAGAGAGAAACUCGAGCAAAAGUGUUGAAGAGGAUGGUCUCGUUGCUUACACUGCUGAUUAUUGGAGAGCUAAGCAUCAUCCUCCCAAGAACAACUAAUUCUAGAAUAAUAAUAAUAAUAGACAUGCCGGCUUCUACAUAUAAAAAAAUCUUUCUAGAUAUAUAACCUUAUAGUUUAAAGCCAAUAUGUUUGUUUUAUGGUGUGUUUAAUUUGCUUUUGUAGUUUUUUUUUUAUUACGGUGUAACGGCUUAUUUAAUGGUUUACAUGUAAACCAAAAUUUUGAACCUUUGUAGCUUUCGUAUGUAUAUGAAUUAUGACUU